UUUGAAUCAAGAGGUGGAGCUGGUAGUAGACGCUGUGGAUGGGAACUUAUGCAAAAUCUCCAAAUUCCUAUUCCCAAACUCGGUGACUGGUACGCAGAGCAAACCGGUGAUCGCUCUUUAUGCGUGCUUCAGGAUGACGGCUCGGAAUACUGCACUUGUAUCUAUGAGUGUGGAAACGGUGUUUGGAGGUCUCUUGACGAGAGUAACCACGACAUUUGGAGAUAUGGAAACGAGAGCAGCUCGUGGGAGUGGGAAUCGGGAUGCAAGAAAUACUGUCACGCUGGGGUAUGUGAUGGACAGGAUUGAUGGAGUCGGAGCAAAUGCAGAACUGAGCGGCAGGCGUUGUUGAGAUGCGACACACGACUGUGUUUGAAAAUGGUGAUUAGGAUGUUCCAGGAA
Molecule: messenger RNA, 399 nt
Organism: Alternaria alternata
Lineage: Eukaryota; Fungi; Ascomycota; Dothideomycetes; Pleosporales; Pleosporaceae
Exons: 2
Coding region: 49-306 (85 amino acids)
Source: RefSeq, a predicted model, not a curated record